This is a messenger RNA of Colletotrichum graminicola M1.001, 444 nucleotides long. RefSeq lists its product as uncharacterized. The transcript is spliced from 2 exons. NCBI's taxonomy places the organism in Eukaryota, Fungi, Ascomycota, Sordariomycetes, Glomerellales, Glomerellaceae. Bases 1 to 444 code for a protein of 147 amino acids. The record is from RefSeq and is a predicted model, not a curated record.
AUGAAGUUCUCCCUCACCUUCUUCCUCGCCGGUUCCGCCUCCGCCGCUGCCAUCCAGCAGCGCGCCGCUAACGACUGCGCGACCUUCACGCCUUUCCUGGCCCCCCUCUGCGCGGUUAGCGCCCUCGCCACCAACCUCCUCUGCCCGUUCACCCCGCUGUCUCUCACAGCCAACAUAUGCCAGAACAUCGACACCGCCUGCCCCAUUCACCCACCCACGUCGUUCAUCGGGCAGCUCAACCAGCCCACGCUCAAGAAGUGCCGCAUCUCCGUGUUCCCUAGCUUCGACUGCACGGGCGACUCGGUUGACAGCGGGACCCUGCAGGGGACGAACAAGACCAAAUGCAUCGAGGCCCCCUACUUUGGUAAGCUUGUUGAAGGAGGUGUUGUUUCUGACACUCUGUUGCCGUUCGGCUACAAGAGUGUCAAGUUGGUCUGCGCUUGA